Molecule: messenger RNA, 8098 nt
Organism: Megalobrama amblycephala (Wuchang bream)
Lineage: Eukaryota; Metazoa; Chordata; Actinopteri; Cypriniformes; Xenocyprididae
Gene: znf271
Product: zinc finger protein 271
Exons: 13
Coding region: 3913-7296 (1127 amino acids)
Biological process (GO): regulation of transcription by RNA polymerase II
Cellular component (GO): nucleus
Molecular function (GO): DNA-binding transcription factor activity; RNA polymerase II cis-regulatory region sequence-specific DNA binding
Source: RefSeq, a predicted model, not a curated record
GGGACUUACAAUGAUGGGUAGCUGCGAGGCAGGUGUUCUCGCAGACACCUCGUCCACAGAGUGAGAAUACUCACAGAAUGCUUGGAGGCUCUUCAUCAGUGGAGAGACCCUUGUGUAUGCCGGGCAGGGGUCUAUUGGGGGGCAUGUCUCUGUGAAAAGUCGUGACAAAGCAUAUAUCCCUGAGGGGCUGAGAGACUUUUUUUCAGGGCAGAUUGUUAAACACUCCCUGGACGCCCCAGCUUUGCGAACUUCACAUAAAUCUUCUGGAGAUAAUGGGGUUUCAUGUUCCUGUCAGGACAGACAACACAACAGUGGUUGCAUACAGUAUAUCACUUGCCAGGGGGUAACGCAUUCAUUGCAACUGCACAAUUUAGUCCGCAAGCUGAUUGUCUGGAGCACUGCGCACUUCAGCACGUUGUGCACGACGCAUGUCCUGGGAGACCUAAUGUUGGAGCGGAUCUCCUUUCAAGGGGCAAUCCAUUACACAGAGAAUGGGUACUUCACCUGCAGGUGGUAGAUCAGAUUUGGAAGAGGCAGAUCUCUUCACCUUACAGGCAAAUGCAAAGUGUCCACAAUAUUUCUCUCUCAAGCUCAAAAAUGUGCCUUUGGGUGAAGAUGCGUUGGGCACACCCAUGGUCAAACGUGUUGCUAUAUGCACUCCCACCGCUGACUCUAAUUUCUCCCACCCUAGACAGAGAGAUAACAGAUUAUUUCUCCUUCUGCCCCUCGUUGGCCGGGGAGCCUGAGGCUGGCAGAGAUUCACGAGUUCACAUUUACAUAUAAUUAAGUACGGUAAGGGUUAUGCAUAUUUGGCGUGCUGUCCGGGGGGGAGGGCUCCGAGCUCGGAAAUUUUGGCCCGAACCCAGAGUACUCCCCCCCUCGUUGAGAUAGAAGUAGAUAGAACUGAAGUGAGGAGAAGGGGUGGAGGAGGGAUGCUGAUGAACUGUCAGAUGAACAGAGGUAAGUCUGCUGUAUUUAUACCUCUUGUCAUGAUUGCAUUGAUUAACUGAAUGCUCUCAACAUGAGCUAGUUAGGUUAAUUAUCUGCACCUGUUCCUCCCGAACCUUGUUUAAUAAAACAUCAUUUGUUCAGCACCUUCAGGGAGAGGCCUGGUCACUCCCAUUGCACCAGGACCUGCUGUCAGAAGCGGGUGAGCAGAUAUUUCACCCCCAGCCAGAACGGGUCAAUCUUUGGGUCUGGCCUCUUAAAUCUGAAUGAGCUGGGGCCUCCCCAGUAAGUUAUAAAUGCUAGCUAGAGCAGUAGAGCCCUAUCUAUGCUCUCAUUGUUUGAUCUUAAAUGAUGUGUGAUUGAGGACUGGUGCACAUGUAAAGGAGUGAUAUACUCUGUUUUUUGCAGAGCUUAAUGAACAAUUCUACUAUAAAAGUUUAUCUGGCUGCUAUUUGGCUUGCCAUGUAGCCUUCAAAGCAGCUUCAGUGGGACAACAUCCUCUUAUAUGCCAGUUUUUGAAGGGAGUGAAGCAUUUAAGACCAGUGACUAAGCGGCAGAUCCUGUCAUGGGACUUCUCCAUGGUUUCUGAAUGCUUUAACUUGGGCCCUAUUUGAACUUCUGGAGCGUGUUCAUAUUAAGCUCCUAUCUCUGAAAAUUGUUUUACUCUUUGCUUUAAUCUCAGUUAAGCAGGUGGGUGAGUUACAUGCCUUGUCGGUUAAUCAAGCACGUCUGAAUUUUAGUUCGGAUGGCAGCAAUGUUACAGCAAUUGAAUUGGCCUAUACAUCUAUGAGUCCGUCAUUGCCCGCCCGGUGGGCUUAAGGGCUCAUUCUACAAGAGGUGUGUGGCUACCUCAUGGGAACUGUGCACAGGGAUGGAUUUCAGUGGGAGAUAUUUGUGCAGUGACAUGCUGGGCUUCCCCUCAUACAUUUAUCAGAUUUUACCAUCUGGAUGUCACUGCGCCUACUAUGUCUCAUGCAGUUCUUAAAGUUGGCUCUUUGGAGAAUGCUUCGGAAAGCAUGUGUUAAGGGAGUUGGCCAUAUCAUUCCCAUAAUGACAUACCGAGUGAUUGUUUGAAAGAGAACUUUAGGUUACUUUCGUAACCCUGGUUCUUUGAGAACAGAACGAGGUAGCUUCAGUAUUUUCCCUACUCUCAUAACACGGGGGAAGAGCAUGCUUAGAAUGUCAUUUCGGGGAUUACAGCUGCAUAUAUAGAGAGGGGGUGGGUUCCUUGUCAUUAGCUGUGAUUGGUCCAUUCUUCAGAGAGACAUGGUGUAAUUCAUGCUUUCAUACUCUCUCACGCCUGAGGUAUUUCCCAUAGUGAGAUACCUUGAUCUGUUCCGGGGUUACAUAAGUUUUGAGCUUGUCCACUUUCGACCACUUCCAGAGGUUGUCAAAAAUGCAUUCGACUGGAUUGCUUUCAUAGUGUAAUGUGGUCGAAUGCGUUCGAACAGCCAUAAAAGAUCGCCUACUCUCCGUCUACUAACUUAAUGCAUAAACAUUAUGGGAAACGUGCUAGACAGAUGGAAUUUUAAAACUUUUUUAAAAAUUGUAAAAAAAUUUUAAACUUUGUCAGCUGAAGACACAAAUUCGGUUUGAAGAUGAAAAACGUACCAAGCACAAUGUUCUCUCACCAUUCCUGAUUUCUAACAUGCACUCACCGCGUAUGGCGUGAUCUUGCGGCUGUCAGAGCAGUAAAACAAAAGCUGCUGCUCUCCAUGUGUUUUUUCAUCAUCUUCUGUGCUUUCAUAUAUAAAUUGCUUAGAGAUCUGAAAUGCCCACACAUUUACCUGCCCAUAGACCCUUUCCUCGAAGAAAUCAGUCACAGAAGUGGUCAAAAGUGGACAAAAGAGGUGGAUUAAAACACCUGGGGCCUCAUGUAUAAAACUUUCCAUAGAUUUCAUCCUAAAAGAGUGCGUACGCACAGUCAAGAGUAUCCGAACCUGUGCGCACAUAUUUACAGCAAGAUUUAUUUAUUUUUUUAUAAAUCCAGAUACUUGUGUGGAAAACAGCGUACACACAUUUCAAUGCCUUUUUUGUGCGUACGCAACGUUUAUACAUCAGGUCCCUGGUGUAAACGGGAAUGUGUCUCCCUCGCCUGUGAUCCGAUAGACCAAAACGCAUCUUCAGUUGUAAACAGGGCCAAUAAUAACUUUACGAAACUUUCCAUGUGUGCAAUGCAUAUCUCUCAUAUCUCAAUUUACAUCUUACUAAUAUUUGUUUACAACAAUGUCCUAAUGUUAAGAACACAGUCAGCAUGCCAGCACACCAAAACACAAUGUCUCACAAUAACUUCUUACAAUAAUAGCAUUUAAUUUUCAUAUUAAACAUAUUUGAGCAUAUAAACAGAUGUAUGAAUGUCAUUCCAUUAGAUAUCAGCAUAUCAAACCAUUUACAUUUAUUCAUUUAGCAGAUGAUUUUAUACAAACUGUAAGUAAACAAAUCAUUCCAGGCAUUUUUACUUAGAAUUCAAGAGUAAAUGGUGCAGUGGUGUGGUGUAAGGUGUAGUUCAUUAAAUAAAUAUAUUAUUACACUAACGUCAACCAUAAAGUGUCACAAUAUUAUUUAUCAUCAUUGUGAAAUGUAUGUUUUAUCAUUUAAACUCCCAAAAAUUCUAAAUAAAAUGUUUUGCUUAAAAAGUUGUUGUAUUAUUUUUCUUUCAAAUAAAUGCUGCUUGUUUGAUAUAACAUGUCAUAAUUUUGUAUGUUUGUGUCCAAGUACAUUUUUAGACCUGUUGAAUAUUUCAAGAUUAAAAUUGACAAAUAUAUUUGGUCAAGCUUUUUUAUAUUGGGAUUGGCUUUUAUUUUGAAAAGACAAUAACACCUCCGGUCAUUUCCGGGUUGUCAGUCUGUGUGGACGUGAAUGAUAAUUGUGUGAUGAGGCACAGGAAAGCUAAUGCGCCUUUAACUGUGUGUUGACAUGUAACUGAAGCCAAAUGCAGCUAAAUGAGGUUUUACACCAUAAGACAUGGAUCUGAGCAUGAAGUCAUACGGUGAGCGAGAGAAAGUGGGCGUGUUUCCAUCAGCUGGCUGUAGCACUGAAGAACAGGAUGCUGAUUUAGGGGCGAGGACGCUUGAAUUACACCCAUCAGGUGCUUCGUUUGAUCUGGACGACCACGCAAAGAGUCUUUCUGCCAGAGCGAGGCCUUUCCAGUGCUCUCAGUGUGGGAAGGGUUUUUCCCGUAUACAGCAUCUGUCUGAACAUGUCCGGAUUCACACAGGCGAGAGGCCUUUUGAGUGCUUGGUGUGUGGAAAGACUUUUACCCGGGAAAGAGACCUCAAGACUCACCAGAUUGUCCAUACGGAUGCGAAGGCUUUUCACUGUACGAUCUGUGUUAAAAACUUCGCCCUGUUAUCCUCCUUGAGAAGACAUCUGCGUGCAUUUCAUCAAGGUCAAGAUGUUAGUAUGGAGGGUAAGUGCUUAAUUUGUGUUGAAUGUGGGAAAAAUUUUGCGUGUCAGCUGGAGGAACAUGAGCUGACGCACACAGGAGAGAUAUCCCACCGCUGCCCUGACUGUGUCAACAGCUUCACACGUCUCACAUCUCACGAUCAGACCUUCUCUGAAUCAGAUGACAUGAACCAUUUGGAUGCUUGUGACAAUGAGAGGCCUUGCAGUUCUGUGACCUCUGAAGAUCUACACAAACACUUACAAACUGACGCACUUAAGGACAAUAUUGAAUCGCACUCUUUGGACCUUGUAGACAGUAUGGAGAGCGAUGCAUCUAAUGAACACAAUGCCCAAAGUCAACAGGACGUGACUGAAAGAGCUCCAUCUCCUUCAUCUGAGCUCUCUCAGGAUUCUGCACAUUCAGCUGAAAAGGGCAUUGGAACACUAAACCCUCUUCAAGAGGAAGAGUUUACAGCUCACCAGCAAGUUCAUGAUGAAGACAAGCCGCACCAGUGCAAUCACUGUGGAAAGAGAUUUCAUAAGCAAGCAAAGCUUCGAAUCCAUCUGCGUGUUCACACCGGAGAGAAGCCGUAUCAGUGCUCCCAAUGUGGGAAAUAUUUCAGUCAAGCAGUAAACCUUAAAAAACACUACCGUACUCAUCAUACAGAGGACAGACCGUACCAUUGCACGCUUUGUGACAGGAGGUUUUCUCUCUCCUUCUCCCUGAUAAAGCAUCAACGAGUCGCUCAUCCAGAACGUUUGAGUGUUGCUGAAAGGAAGCGCUUUACCUGUCCAUACUGUGGGAAAAUAUUCGGACGACAUCAAGAUAUGGAGCAACAUAAACGCAUUCACACUGGGGAGAGACCGUUCCGCUGCGCGGUGUGCAAUAAAAGUUUUAGGCAGCGUUCAGUGUUGAUCGUGCAUAGGAAAAUUCACACUGGAGAAAAGCCUUUUGAAUGUUUCAUAUGCUUCAGACGGUUUUACGGUUCAGGGGAUCUGAAGACUCAUAUGGGAACUCAUACCGGCGUGAGACCUCACUGUUGUCCUUUGUGCUCAAAAAGCUUCCCUCGGCCCAGUAGCCUACAAGCACACAUGCAGUCCCAUCUGAACAAGUUCCAGGAAAGUGAUGUUCUGACCACCGGAGCUGAUACGCUUAUCCCUGAGGAGGAGGACCAGGGUGAACCGGAUGACGUGGAAGGUGUCUGUGGUGUUUCUGCUUCAUCACAGCUGUCGACGUUGCUUUCUGGAAACCCUGGAGCUUCUGAAGACAAAAUGAGCACAGGGGAGCAUCUAUUAGAGAAUCAGACAGGAUUCAGUCCAUCAGUAAUUCAAGACCAUGAUGUUGAUCAGAGUUCCAGUUCAGAGCUGACAGAUCAUCGGAAGCCAUUUCAUUGUGCCAUAUGCAACAAAACCUUCUCUGUCGCAAUUUCCCUGAAAAAACAUCAGCUUAUAUUUCAUCCAGAUCAGCAUGCUGACGUAGAGGGGAAGUGCUUCCCCUGCUCUUAUUGCGGGAGGAAGUUCGGUCGACGCCAAGGCUUGUUACAGCACGAGCGGAUUCACACAGGUGAAAGGCCCUUCAACUGUCCCACAUGUAACAAAAGCUUCCGUCAGCGAUCGGCUUUGGUUGUGCAUAUUAAAACUCACACAGGAGAGAGGGCAUUCCUGUGCUUUGUGUGCAGUAAGAGCUUUUAUACCCCAGGAGACUUGAAGAAGCAUCUGGAAAUUCACACAGGAGUGAGGCCACACAACUGCCCUAUAUGCUUCAAGGGGUUUGGGCGUCCCAGUUUCCUCCAAGCUCACAUGCGAGUCCAUGAAAAAGCUUCCACAAAGAAGCAAAGUGGAACAGAGAAACCAACAGGUGGUCCAAAAGUCGACUUGCAGGAGAAGCCAUUUGAAUGCUCUGAUUGUGGGAAAAGAUUCAGUCAGCAUUGUAUGUUUAAAAUUCACCAGCGGAUUCACACAGGAGAGAGACCUUACAAGUGCUCUCAGUGUGGCCUGAGUUUUCGCUGGAGGAGAAACCUGAUAGCCCACCAGAGUAGCCACCCGGGUGAGAACCCUCUCCAGUGUUCAAUGUGUGAUGAAACAUUCAUCUCUGAAGCAAGUCUGAAAAAACAUCAAGAUGCAUUUCAUACAGGGGUUUCUCAUACCUGCAGUUUGUGUUUGAAGACAUUUACUCAAGCAGCUGGCCUCAGGAAACACGUGCGGUAUGUUCAUGAAGGAGAACGACCUCACAAAUGCUCCGAGUGCGGGAGAGGAUUUGUCAAACUUUCUGACCUUGCGCGUCAUCAGCGCCGGCACCAUUACGACCGGGGCGAUGAACUCUUUCAGUGCUCGCAAUGUGAGCGAAGCUUCAGUCAUCCCAGCAGUCUGGUUCUGCACAGACGGACACACACCGAAGAAAAGCACGAGUGCCCUCAGUGCGAUAAGAUUUUUAGUCAGGCGGGACAUCUGAAGGUCCACCUGCGGACUCACACCAAAGAGAAUAAACCGAAAUUCGAGUGUCCUGAAUGUGGGAAGAGUUUUGGCCAAGCUAAAGAUUUGGUGGUUCAUCAGAGGGUUCACACCGGAGAGAAGCCGUACCAGUGUCCUCAGUGCAAGAAGAGCUACCGACAGUUUGCGCAUUUGUCCGUACAUCUGCGAAGUCACACGGGGGAGAAGCCUUACCAGUGCCCCAUAUGUCUCAAAUUCUUCGCUCAUUCAUCAUCCAUGAAGAAACACCUGCGUGUAAUGCAUGCAGAGGGGAAGGAUUUACCUGUAACAAAGGAAGUUGUGAAGGUCACCGUUGGUGUAGGAACAUCUAACGCAACUGUAGAAGUUAAGCAAGAACCAGAGUCUGGAGAUGAAUAUGAAUGUCGAGUGAAAUCUGAAGAAAACUGCUUUGCUAUAAUGGAUGAUGUGAAGGCUAUUACGGUCUCUUCAGCUCCUUCCAGUCCAGUAUCAUCUGUGUCUUUUAAAAAUGAAUGAUGUGGAUGGAAACCAGGGUUUCUCACUUUGCCAAACAUCAGAGCACAUUGAAGAAUCUGCAGCAUCUGCUAGUAUUCUGAUGCCAAAAAAACAGUUUUUAAGAAAUAGAAUAGCAUUCUACAGUGACUCCUGAAGCCAGUCCACACCACAAUAUUCGAUUUGGGUUUUUGGUUGAGCGGGGAACCACACAACACCUGUACUGUCAGCGUGAGUAGAGCUGAUUAAAUUCACAUGAAAAACAAUCCCUAUCAGUGCUCCUGAUGAGAACAGUCCAGUCUGAAGAACUUUAUCCGUUCGGAUAAAAAUGACCUACAUUUUUUUUUUUUUAAUUAUUUGCUGAUACUUACAUAAACUUUUGCUAAAUAGAGGAGAUCUUCGCCAAAUUCAUAAUGGAUAGAAGCCUUGACAUUUAGCACCUGCUGUGAAUAGUGUCCAUCAGGUAGAGCACAUCAAAAAGAGACAUUUCCAGCACUCAGACUGGAAAUCUUGUUGGAUGAACAUACAGAAAGGACAUUGAUAUAUUAGAGGGUUCUUUGAUUCUCCUCCUGGAGGUCCACUUUCCUUUAGACCUUCAGUUCCAACCCUGAUCAAACUCACCUGUCUGUAAUUUUCAAGUAAUCCUGAAGACCUUUGUUAGCUUGUUCAGGGGUGUUUGCGUCUGAGCUAAACUAGUGUAGGAGAACUGAACAAACCUGAUAUACAGGUGCUGGUCAUAUAAUUAGAAUAUCGUGAAAAAGUUCAUUUUUAUUUUAAAUUAUUUUUAAAAAUGAAACUUUCAUGUAAAGUAAAACAUUUUUUUUUU